AUGCUGCAGAGUGUGAAUCCCGCUCUGAUACGGAGACCCGUAUCGGCAUGUCGGCAGAGAAACUUUGGUUCGUUUAUCAGAAGUGUUCUCUGUCUUGAUCCUCCGCCAUCACCGAACGACCCUACACCUGAGAAUAGGUUUCACCCAUGGGACUCAUCACCGGCCUCUGAUUUGCGCACAAGAGCUGCGUUUAUCCGUACCAAAGCUUUGUGUCCCGUAACCAACAAGGAGAUCAACUACACUUGUCCCUAUUCGGGAAUCCCAACCCAUCAUUCUAGAGAAGCUUGGGAACAGGACACGGAGUAUCAUGCGACCAAGCGAUACGAGCUUUUGAAGCUCGUGAAUAUCUACGAGCAUGACCUCAGAAGUGGACGAGAGUUUCCGGAGUUUGAUUUUCCCGAGGCGCAAUAUCGUGAGAGUCUGGUGAAUUUAGCAAACUGGGACACGUUUUUCUACACAAGACAAUUUGUUUCCAUGGACUCAGACUUCCAGUUGGCUGCGGUCACCAAGAUGCUCAGUUACCCCAUGACGAUUGCCGCUUUGUUGCAUCAACAUUCGCCCUACUUUAUGAAGCCAAAAGGCCCAAUCACCUUGGAAGGGCUGAAGUCGCUGGCGGCAUUGCGGUAUACGCUGUAUCCCGAGGCCAGGGUCUCCAGUAUGAAGGAUAGGCCCAUCAGACUUUUCAUGCUUGGGGCCAGAGCCGAGUCGCAAUUGCCCGGUCAUGUUUGGAAACAAUUAUCCUACCUAUUUCCUAACCUGACGUUCGAGCUUCAUUUUAUUGGGCCCGAGGCUCUUUUGGAUCGUGAACGUGGCCAAUACGCCUAUUCUGAAAGACCCGUGAUCCAAAGACUUGAUGAUAGUAUGGUGUUUGUGCACCACACUGAGUACUUCCACACACUCCAUGAGGCCCAGGACUUUUUUCCUUACGAUCCAUAUCUCGAUGUGUUUUUCCUGUUUCACCCAGGCCUUUCUUCCCCUCAAACUACUGACCUUUGGAGGAAGUCCAUGCCAGGACUGCUGGACUCCAAGUGUGCGCUUUUCCUGACUGGCUACCACGAGACUGACAUCGACAAUGACAUCAAAUGGCUCGAGGACAACUACGCGGAUGAGAUGGACUUGCUCAUGGAAAAGAGACCUAACCUUUAUGGCUCGACCAAGUGGGAGCUCAAUGAUAUGAACCCCCACGAAGUAUUUCAGUUCAACCAACAGGUGUACGGCUUCAGAGGCAAGCGUUACCAUGCCAUCAACCAAGACUGA
This is a messenger RNA of Kuraishia capsulata CBS 1993, 1257 nucleotides long. RefSeq lists its product as uncharacterized. NCBI's taxonomy places the organism in Eukaryota, Fungi, Ascomycota, Pichiomycetes, Pichiales, Pichiaceae. The record is from RefSeq and is a predicted model, not a curated record. Gene Ontology annotation, biological process: mitochondrial respiratory chain complex IV assembly. The coding region runs from base 1 to 1257 and encodes 418 amino acids. The transcript has a single exon. Gene Ontology annotation, cellular component: extrinsic component of mitochondrial inner membrane.